Messenger RNA from Symbiodinium sp. CCMP2592, 7272 nucleotides. NCBI's taxonomy places the organism in Eukaryota, Dinophyceae, Suessiales, Symbiodiniaceae. The record is from the annotation of a GenBank genome assembly.
AUGGCUCAGGCAUUGGUUGGAUUCCCAGCCAUGAGCAAAGGAGCAUCGUUGAUGGACUACGUUCGAGGCCCUCAUAAUCCCAGCUUUAGCCUCCUUGUGAGCCAUAGUGCCCUGGCUUGGGAGUGGCUUUCACCCCUUGCUUUCUUGAAGCCGCAGUGGAUAGGGGUCACCCUCCACCCUGACCGGCUGGAAUACAGCAAGGACGUGAGCAAUCACUCCUUAGCCGUGGGCCAGAAGGGCCAGUACUUCGUGUGCAAGUGCGGCGCCUGGACGUCGUGCUCCAAGGUGCAGCAGGGCCAGACACACUGCCAGCAGUGUGGCAAGAAGUGGCCUGCUCCCCCGGCUCCGGCUCGCCAGCAGCCCACGAGCCCGCAGAAGCACCCUAAGUCCCCGUCGUCUUCCCCCUCUCCCCAGCGCGAUCCCGAUCGCAAGGAAAGGCGCGAGGAAGAACGCCGCCUCAAACGUGCGGUCACGACCAUCUGGGAUCAAAUCCCGGAAGAGGCACGAUCGCGCCUCGUGCAAGCGGGAUGGAAAGGACCUCCCAAGCAGAAAGAUGCGGUCGAGUCCCAAACCGACCCUCUCCUGAGCCUGCUGGUGCAGCGCCAGGACGAGUUACCGGAGGACCUCACCAGGGCCAGCUCCCGUCUCCGAGUGCUGAUCCACAAGAAGAUCAAGCUGCUCGAGAGUAUAGAGGAGGCGAAGGAAUCCCUCCGCCUGCAGCUGCAGGAGCUCCAGGAGACGACUGAGAAGAUCCACGAGGCCGAGAACGCAGUGGAGAAGGCCAAGCUCGAGCUCACCAAGGCUGUGGGGACCCCCGCCGGGGUACAGGACGUGCCUGUCACUCCUGAGCCAAUGGAUGUGGAUGAGCUGGUCACCAUCCUUGGCUUGACUCUCUCGGACGAGCAGCAGGAGAAGCUGGCCGAGUACCGCGCCAAACCCCAGAAAGGCAGAGGCCUCCCGAGGUUGGGGUGCACGAGGGCGCCCCUGGGCGCCAAAGAAGUCGUACUCCUCCGAAGAACGGUGAAGGGAGUGGAGGUGGUUUUCCCACUCCAGCACCCGCCGAAGAGUGAGGCCAAAACACCCCUCAUGAUUUUGUUCAUCCGGCCCGUCGUAGCCGCCAGUUUUGCAAACGACAACCUGGUCUCCGAGUCCGACAAUGGGACCGUGGCAGCCACUCCCAGGGAGGAGUUUCCCACAACCGGCGACCCGGGCAAGCCGGAUCCGCAGAUCCAACGCGUGUUUUGGGCAACAUGGCAACCUCCUAAGGGUGACAGCCCUGCCAAGGCCCAGGAGCAGCUCCCAGCAGCUUCAGCACAGCCCUCACCGCUGCAGCCCAUUGCAGAGCGGCUCGCCCUCGCUUGCACUGAGGCGGAGAGCCUCGAGGAUGCCGAGGAGGCUAUCGUGGCUUUCGGCGAAGCUGUUGAGAUGGAACCUGAAGGUAGUCUUGCUUAUCGCCUUGGGUGGGACCUCCUCGAGGGCCUUCAAGGGUCGGGGUGGUUGGAUCCUUUAGCGGCCGCUUUCGCGCAUGACAUUGCCGCUCAGGGACCCAUCCAUAUCACCAGCGCCAACGUGACCACCUGGAAGAAGGAACUGCUCACUUGGCACCCAGCCACGAAGGGAAUCCUAGCACUGCAGGAGUUGCACCUCAACGCCGAAGGCCUCAAUCGUCCAAGUGCGGUUUCCCGCCGCCAAAGGGGUCAAGCCUGUGGUGGCAUGAUCACUGAGGAGGGCUGCGGCUACGUGGCGGUCGCCCUCCCUCGCCUGCGAUGGACCCUCCUGGUCGUCUGCGUGCGUCAGGCCGGCGCUCCGCGAAUUCCGCAACUGGAUGGUGGUUGGAGACUGGAACGAACCCUCCUCGCACCCGAGGGUCCGACCAUCAACACGGGCAACACCCUCGACUACGCCCUUUUGGCGAGGCAUUUCACCAGUGACGGAGGGAGAGGCACCAACAACCCCCUCCAGCACAAGCCCCUCAUGCAGCAAGACUGGUCCUACCCGUGGAGGGGCCACAUAGUUUUGGUGGGCAACAUGCCACCCGAGGCGGUGGAGGCGACCACCCUCCACCUCACACAGCAAGGGAGCACCAAAGCACCCGGGAAGGCUGAAACCGACGCGGUGGCCGAAUGGCUCGUGAUGGGCACCCGGCGGGGCAUGAGACCGCUUUUUCGCUGCCUUUCCAAAGCUGAGACCAACGUGGCGAGACCUUUCGCCGAGGUGGCAGCUGAGUCCCGGCCAUACGAGCGACUCAAGUACUGGGCCACUUUGUGGCAAGCCCGGGGAAGUCCAACCCCCUACUUCCCAGAGCUUCGCCGACAAGCCGUCGAGCAAGCCAAGCAGCUGCCCGCUGUCACGGGGCGACAAAUGUACCGGUACAUCCGUUCGAUGCCGUGCAAGGCCCCCGGGCUCGACGGAUGGGAUGUGCCUUUCCUGAAAUCCCUAUCCAUCGAGGAAGUUCAUACCCUCGCCGACCUAUGGAGAGAGGUAGAGUUGGAAGGCGUCAUCCCACACCAAGCAAACCGUGCUUCUUUGUGGUGGGAUUCGGCCCUGCCAUCCCGGAGCACCCACGAUGCAUCCCUGCGGCGCGCGUUUCUGUACGAGGCGUGCCGGGUCGACAAGGUGCACCGCUGCACCAUUUUCUUCAAUUUGAGCACAUUUUAUGAACGCGUGAGCCACGAAAAGCUGUGCGAAGAAGCAGCCCAUUGGGGCUUUCCGCCGCUUCUCCUCAACUUAGGGAUGCAAGCCUAUCGUGGCGGUCGCAUCGUGACUGCCGCAAGCCCAUCAGGGCUGCUUGUACAGGCACCCUGGUCGGAUUACGUAGGGUGUUGGGUGGACGACGUCUCGGCCGACGUCGUUCACAAGACUCCUGAGCGCGCCGCGGCCGGGAUCGUCACCCUUUUCCGUCGUCUCAACGACGCGUUGGAGGCUGAGGGCAAUGAGGUGUCUGCUUCAAAGACACACUUCAUGGCCAGCUCGCCGGAGGCGGAACGCGCACUCCGCCGAAAGCUGGGGAAGGGCGACCCCCCGGUGCGCCAAUUAACCACCAAGGACCUCGGCAUGGAAACUGCAGCCGGUCGGCGCCGCACAGCCUUCCAGUCGGCGGCGCGACGCCUCAAGGCCAACCGGCGUUUCGCGAAGCUCCAGUCUCUCCGCUUGCCGGCCCUCCGGGUCCGAUCCCGGCUUUUUUCCAUGAGCGUCAUGGCGUCCGGAUCUGAGGGGGUUUCGCCCAAGGUCAUGAAGAGCCUCCGCUUUCAGGCCGCGCAAGUGUCUAGGACCAGGAGGGUGAUGACUGGCAGUGUGGAGGUUGCGCUCGAGCUUGGAGGCCCACCAACAAAAGACUCGCGCACCUCCAUCAUCGGCCAGCACUGGGCGGCCCUCGGCAAGGCCAUCAGCAGGCAGACCGGCUGCGAGACUUUGGACAGGGGGAUCGACCUCACGGUCCCGCGCCAGCUGACCAAGGGCAGGACAAGCAACGCCCGACUGCUUGUGGUGGAAAGGCCGUUCUCCACCCGCACCGGCCAACUGGGCACGGCUCAGGUGACCUACCCCUUCGAAAGUCUCUGGCAGGUUGGGUCUGCGUGCGGCGUCCUGCCGCCGGGCACCACAGUGCCCCAGGCGAUUGCGCGCGUUUGCGCCCGCACCCGGGGGUUGCGUCAGCAGAAGUCGUUGGUGGUCAAUUGGCCGUGGUUGCAGGGGGGCGAUCGCCGAGAGAACGCCUCCCUGACGUGGGUCAGGAAGCAGGUGAAUGACGCGGCCGACCACCUCUGCCGGAAAGCGGCGGAUCGGGCCACGGCCCAAGCGGGACAAUGGUGCCCGGACGAGAUCGAUGACCUCGUUCGUGAGGUCACGCGGUUCCUGCAGCACAGGGCAUCCGUGCUGUUGGUCUCCCACGAGCAACCGCCGUGGGACCUGACCCCGCAAAGGAAGCCCAAACGCAGGAGGUUCCGCGCUGAAUUCGGGGAGGCCUCUCUCUGGAGGAAGCAGGUAAAUGACGCGGCCGACCACCUCUGCCGCAAAGCGGCGGCCAGGGCCACGGCCCAAGCGGGACAAUGGUGCCCGGACGAGAUCGAUGACCUCGUUCGUGAGGGGAUCGAGGCCCUCAUCAGGGAGGGUACCGGCGGGCACACGUGGGAGGCCCACCCCACAGCCAUCGCCUCCGCGGCAUGCUCGGUGUGCGGGCUGUACAUCAAGCAGCUCAUGCCCCUGUGGCGGUUCAACCGCGUAGCCGCCCACCAGUGUCGGCACAGGGAGACUCCGGCAGAGCUGGAAGUGCAUGGGCCAGGGCACUCUAAAGUCACGAUGACCCUCUCCAGCCAGUGUGAAAAUUUCCCGGAGGAUCAGCAGAAGCAAGUGCCGGCUUUUCAGUUACGGGACAUCCAGUCUUCCGAUGAGGAGUCGGGCGACAGCUCGGCGGAUGAAGGGCCACUGCUUGGGCCUGCGGAUGAGUUUCUCUUCGGUUCAUUGACGAACAUCCAGCAUGUGUUGGUUCGUGCUUCUGCAUCGAAAGGCCUCUCGAAAGCUCUCAUCAAGGUGGCAACCGAUGCGGGUUGGACUCUGUCCACUUUCCGCCAUGCGGCGGAUUCCCCAGCUGAUCUUGAGAAAGUGAUUCCAGACAUAUUUGGAUCUUCAGAGCUUUCCCGUCUUCAGAUUGCGCAAGUUCGAGCAGCGUGGGCUGGGUUGUCGAGCAGCGCAUCUUCGGCCCCGCCCGCAGUUCCCACAUCAGCUUCAGAGACUAGUUCUUGGGUAGAAACCUUCGCGCCAAAAAUCACAGCUUUGAAGCUUACGGAGUACAAGAAAGCCUUUCUUGCUGCAUACACGAGCGAGAUAUUGUCUCCAUGCUCAAUGCCUUCGCUUCGUCUGGUAUCUCUAGCUGCUCAUCAAGAAAGUAAGAAAGACUACAAGUGGAUUCCCUGGAAGCAUCGCAUGUCAGAAGAGAAAGCGGCCGAGCUUCAAUUGAGUAGGCCAGCCAAACAGCCGCGUUUGGAAGCGCUCGGCAUUUCCAGUUUGCUUCUUGAUGAGCCUCCCACGUUGGAGGUGGGCGAUAACUUCAUGGGGGUCAGUGCAGUGCAAAGGAUCUUAGCAAUCCACGAUGUUGCACUGGCCAUGGGGAUUUACGCUCUGGUUCUUGAGAAGGAUUGGAACUUGAACGAUGCAAUCUUCGAGUAUACCGAAAUCAGGGGCAUCAAGGGCAAAGGGCUUGGUCGCUUCAUGUCGGAACAUUGGAAGGGCUACAGCUUUGAAGGCAAAGGCAAAAGCCCCGGCAAGGAAAAAGGUCAAUGGCGAGACCAAACAAUUGUGCAUGCAGUGGCAAUCCGGGAAAUGCAGCAGGGGCCGGCUGGCUUCCUAGGACCGGUCAGGACCCGCUACGUCUUCAUGCGACACCUGCGAGUUCUCGACCUGCUUUUGCUUCCCCGUGCAGGGAACAGCUUUCACCAGCCAUUUUGGCAACACAACACUCAGCUUCGCUUUCAUCACCAUGCGUCACCGCUUCUGCUCCGGAGUUCGGAGGUGCUUCUUGCAGGGAAUCUUUUCCUGGCGUGGUGCCCGGGUGGGCCACCUUUCCCGCUUCGUACACCGGAAUACCUGGAUGGGGUGGACACGGUCAUGUUGAACAACCUCCAGGAGCAAUGUCCUGGGAAGAAAGUUGCCUACAGUCCUGGAUUCAUGAAUGCUCAGCCUCUCUGGUCUGGGUGGCUGCGUGCGGCUAUGGCCCUCACACUGGUGCCACGUAAGCCCAUGGAUCAGCUACCAUAUGCAGUUCAUGAUGGGGCCACUGCUUCCAUGAACGGCCCCUCCCGCCUGCUUCAGCGUCGCUAUGAGCCCAGCAAAGAACCGCUUUUCUCAGCUUCAGAGGGGGCACUUUCGAUUGACAUCAAAAGCGCUCAUAAGCGCUGCGUUGUCAAAGAUGCGGAACAAGGACUGCUUGGGUUCACAUGUGAGGAACCAGACGGGUCAAAUGCCCUCUAUUUCUAUCGCACAUGCCCAUUCGGAGCCACGUUUGCCCAGCACUGGUGGGGGCGACUCGGCUCAUGCAUCCUUCGCAUUCUUCAUAUUCUCAUCUACAUAGCCCACACAGGCCAUUUGUUUGUAGAUGACUAUCUCUUUUCUCAGGCGAUGUCCAUUCUUCCAGCAACGAGUGCCAUGAUUUGCAUGUUCAUGCAGAUCAUCGGUGUGCCUCUUUCCUGGCACAAACUGCAGAUUUCUGUUCGGGUCACUUGGAUAGGUUGGGACUUUCAGUACUCUGCCGGUAUUGUGUUGCUUAAAGAAUCAAAACGCUUGAAACUGCUGGGCAUGGUGCAAGAUUUGCGUAAAAACCCUCGCUUGACGAAAAAGGAUUUGGAACGCUUCAUUGGCUUAGCGCUGUGGGCUACAAGCCUUUUUCCGGUCAUGAAGAGCAUGCUGCAUACUUUUUAUCACGAUCUCUACAGCCCAGCUGCUACGAACUACAGCAUUCCGCCAGAGCGCUGGCAUGAAAUCGCUAGAUACUUGUCGCCGGAUCUGCUUUUCACAGUGACGCCGCCAGGAUGGGGCCUCCCGCUAAAGGCGGCAAGGGCCACGGAGGGCUCAAAGGAGGAGUCCGAGGAAAAGGCAAAGGAGGAGCUGGCACUGGUAAGCCCAGGACACCUGCGGCCCCUGUCGCCCAAGGAGGAGAUGGAGGCCGGGGAGUUGGAGGAGGAGCAGGCAGAUGAAACAAUGGGCAUGCCGGAUGGGGAGCCCACUUCCCCCGCGGACGAGGCGGAGGAAGAGGCGGAGGAUGGGAGACCGCCCCUGGGCGAGGGCGGCAGUGAACCCCUCACCUCCGACCCUGCAGCCAUGACGGCGGAGGCCGAGAGCCCGGCAGAGGUGAACCCACCGCCAAACCCUCUGCCGCCUCCAGAGUGGCUUUAUCGCCUUGAUGUGGAAUGUUAUCAGGCUGCCGGUACCGGGACACUCAACCUCCAGGGAACUCCUGGAAAGGUUGCACAUGCGCACGGGCCUCAACUUGGGGGCCCUGCGACUCCUUCCAGAGGAGACGACGGCACCGUUUCUGUGGGGGACGCUUUGUGCAUGAGGGUGCCGACUGCAACGGCCAAGCUGUAUGCCACCACGGUGGAGGGGUUCGAGCUGCAUCAGGACAGCACCCCCCCAGUGGUGAGCGUGGGCAUGCUCUGGUGUAUUGCAUGUCGUGUCCGGGCACCGAGCCCGGAACACAUGCAGGCACACCUCAUGACGGUGUCCCACGUGUUGGCCGUCGCGGAAUACCUCGCCUCUUUCAGGGAGCCCGCCUCGGGCUAG